CUGAAUUUUCAUGAAGCGAGAAUCGCAAGAAGCACAAGGGCAUUCUGGAGAGUCGAAGAAGAGAGAGACCGAGGGCUAGGGCUUGGGUACGGACUGAUCUCCGCCGUUGAAUCGAAAUACCGAUGGACGUGAUUAAGACGCAGCAGAUAUCAUCCAGACCGAUCGAGAAGGUCAUAGUCCAUCCUCUGGUGCUUCUCAGCAUCGUCGACAACUACAACCGAGUCGCCAAAGACACUCGAAAACGAGUCAUCGGAGUUCUACUCGGUAGUUCUUUCAAAGGAACUGUUGAUGUCACUAACAGUUACGCAGUGCCCUUUGAAGAAGAUGACAAGGACCCAAGCAUAUGGUUUCUUGACCACAACUAUCAUGAAUCAAUGUUUUCCAUGUUCAAGAGAAUAAAUGCCAAGGAGCACGUGGUUGGAUGGUACAGCACAGGACCAAAACUGCGGGAGAAUGACCUAGAUAUUCACGGACUGUUCCAUGACUAUGUUCCCAAUCCUGUCUUAGUCAUUAUUGAUGUCCAACCAAAGGAGCUAGGAAUUCCCACCAAGGCUUAUUAUGCUGUUGAGGAAGUGAAAGAGAAUGCUACCCAGAAAAGCCAGAAGGUUUUUGUCCAUGUCCCAUCUGAAAUUGCUGCUCAUGAAGUUGAGGAAAUUGGAGUUGAGCACUUGCUUAGGGAUGUGAAGGAUACGACCAUUAGCACUCUUGCAACAGAGGUCACUGGAAAACUAGCAGCCUUGAAGGGUUUGGAUGCACGACUGAGAGAAAUACGUGGUUAUCUUGAUCUUGUGGUUGAUGGAAAGCUUCCUCUAAAUCAUGAGAUUCUUUACCAUCUCCAGGAUGUUUUCAACUUGCUUCCAAAUCUCAAUGUUGCUGAGUUAAUCAAGGCAUUUGCAGUGAAAACAAAUGAUAUGAUGUUGGUUAUUUAUCUUUCAUCUCUCAUCCGAAGUGUUAUAGCUCUCCACAACUUGAUCAAUAACAAGAUGCUUAACAAAGAGCAUGAGAAAGCUGAGGAUGCAAAGCCAGCAGCCGUCCCGGCCGUUGCUGGAAGCUGAACAUGGACUUUUUUAUUGGUCUCUGGAGUUUUAGCCAUGAUAGAGCUCAGGCUUUUGGGGGAGGGAACCAGUUAAAUUCAACUGUUGAAGGUUCUCAUUCUUGAGAAUAUUGUGUUCUCCACGACAGAGAUAACAGAGCUCUGAACUUGAGAUUCAUCGUCCUAGUUGAUUUAUUAUAUGAUGUUGUUGAUACUGUAUUUUACUUAUCAUUUGAUAUCAUCUCAGGUAGCCAUUAGGUAUAGAAUACGUUGCUUUUCAAUCCGACAUCAAAACCCAGCCAGCUUGCUGAUUUGGUCCAUUUAUGAAAAAUUUUCAGUUGUCAUUUGAAGUUGAUGAGUAUGGAUGAGGAAACUUCUUAACAUUAUCCUA
Molecule: messenger RNA, 1424 nt
Organism: Vitis riparia (riverbank grape)
Lineage: Eukaryota; Viridiplantae; Streptophyta; Magnoliopsida; Vitales; Vitaceae
Product: 26S proteasome non-ATPase regulatory subunit 7 homolog A
Exons: 10
Coding region: 123-1055 (310 amino acids)
Biological process (GO): proteasome-mediated ubiquitin-dependent protein catabolic process
Cellular component (GO): proteasome complex; proteasome regulatory particle
Molecular function (GO): protein binding; metallopeptidase activity
Source: RefSeq, a predicted model, not a curated record